Messenger RNA from Cavia porcellus (domestic guinea pig), 1041 nucleotides. RefSeq names its product EBP like (gene Ebpl). Gene Ontology annotation, cellular component: membrane; endoplasmic reticulum. The record is from RefSeq and is a predicted model, not a curated record. Gene Ontology annotation, biological process: sterol metabolic process. Bases 16 to 636 code for a protein of 206 amino acids. The transcript is spliced from 4 exons. Lineage: Eukaryota; Metazoa; Chordata; Mammalia; Rodentia; Caviidae. Gene Ontology annotation, molecular function: cholestenol delta-isomerase activity.
CGGGGCCGCGCACGCAUGGCCGCCGCCGGGGAGCCGCCGCCCGCCGCGGGCCGCCCGCUGCUGCUGUGCUCCGCGCUGCUGGCGGCCGGCUGCGCGCUGGGCCUGCGCCUGGGCCGCGGGCGGGGCGCGACGGACCGCGCGGCGCUCGCCUGGCUGUGCUGCGACGCCCUGGUGCACGGGGCGCUGGAAGGCCCUUUUGUCUACUUGUCCUUAGUAGGAAACGUUGCCAAUUCUGAUGGCUUGAUUGCAUCUUUAUGGAAAGAAUACGGCAAAGCUGAUACAAGGUGGCUUUAUCUUGACCCAACCAUUGUGUCUGUGGAACUUUUGACUGUCGUCCUGGAUGGGCUUCUGGCAUUGCUCCUCAUUUAUGCCAUAGUCAAGGAGAAAUACUAUCGGCAUUUCAUCCAAAUCAGCCUGUGCGUGUGUGAGCUGUAUGGUUGCUGGAUGACCUUCUGCCCAGAGUGGCUUGUCGGAAGCCCUAACCUCAACACCAACAGCUGGAUGUACUUCUGGGUCUACCUGGUAUUUUUUAAUGGUGUGUGGGUUCUAAUUCCAGGACUGCUGCUGUGGCAGUCAUGGCUGGAGCUCAAGAAGAUGCAUCACAAAGGAACCUAUGUAGGGAAAAAGUCUUGGUAAAUUUUCAAAAUCAUAAACACUACUGUCUUGCUUUAAGAGCCAGGAGGGACCAAACAGUUCAAUCUGUACUUUGUGUAUUAUUCUGAGCAACCUAUUUCAAAUUGCUUGUAAGGUGGCAAGUUUCUUCUUCUCCUUCUCCUUCUCCGUCUCCUUCUGCUCCUCCUCCUCUUCCUCCUCCUUCUUCUUAAUUAAAUGGCAGUAUAAGGAAAAGAGGGUCUGGGUGUGUAACUCAGUGGCAGGGAUCUUGAUUAGCAUCUGCAAGGCUUUGGGUUCCAUUCUCACAACUAUAAAAAAAGGGGGAGAGAAUUAAUUUCAACUUUUAAGUUGCAAUAAUGUCACACUUAAUUGUACAUUUUUGCAGCUGGCAUUAAUUGUUCCACAUUAAUAAAGCCAAUUAUAAUAGAA